Messenger RNA from Penicillium canescens, 747 nucleotides. RefSeq lists its product as uncharacterized. Bases 1 to 747 code for a protein of 248 amino acids. The transcript has 2 exons. Lineage: Eukaryota; Fungi; Ascomycota; Eurotiomycetes; Eurotiales; Aspergillaceae. The record is from RefSeq and is a predicted model, not a curated record.
AUGGCUAGUUUUUCCAUUGGAGACAUUGUUCUCUGCAGUCAAAUCGCUUACCGACUCCUCACUGCUGCAACAACUGGUCGGAAGAAUGCACCACGCGACCUAAGGGAACUCGAGCAUACACUAUUAGCUUUGAAUUUCUCACUUACUCGGCUUCAAAAGGCCUCCGCUGUGAUCUUGUCUAGAAACACCAACCUGGACCCCGAUGCUGCCGAUAUACAAAAACACUUAGGGCUUAUGGUUCGAUUGUGCCGCCAAACCCUAGAAGAUCUCGAACGAAUGACUGCCAAAUACCGCGACAUUAUGAAAGUUUCCACUUCAAUCCAGUGCAUUGAUAGUCCCGGCAGUACCUCUCUAUUCACACUCAAGGUACAAUGGCGGAGAUUCAUGUGGGACCUCAGAGGAGAGUCAUUGACCCGCUAUCGACAAAAGCUUGAGACCCAUACUGCUGCAAUUAACCUUAUGUUGAACACUUGCAUAUGGUCCACUGCCGAUCGCAUCGAGGAAGACAGCAGGCGUCAAGGCCAAAGAAUAGAGGAACUACUCCACCAAGCAUCCAAUUUCAACGGCACAUUCUCUCAUCUCAUGCAGAGUAUCCACCUUUCCAUCGUAUCUCAUCGGCACUCAGUAUCUCCUGUGUCAUCUCCAUCCUCGAUGCUAUCCGGCUCAGCAUUGAGGGAAGAUGAUCCUAGUGAGAUAUAUGCUCCAGACAAUCAUGGCCAUAUGGUAUCCAGUCAGAUCAGAGCUUAA